Molecule: messenger RNA, 12303 nt
Organism: Pomacea canaliculata
Lineage: Eukaryota; Metazoa; Mollusca; Gastropoda; Architaenioglossa; Ampullariidae
Product: protein lin-54 homolog
Exons: 11
Coding region: 259-2589 (776 amino acids)
Biological process (GO): regulation of DNA-templated transcription
Cellular component (GO): nucleus
Source: RefSeq, a predicted model, not a curated record
AAAAAAUGGUCAACUAUUAUGGGAUGGUAAUGGUGGGCGCGUGAUUUUGAACAAUUACAAAAUGCCUGCUGAGAGAAUUGGUACGUCUUGGAUGAGGGUUUCAAGGAGAGGAAAUUAAAAUUUCUUAUUAGCAUUAUCAAGCCCUUUCCAGAUACUUUCAUUCUGGAUGCAGUGGUGCUACAAAUAAACCACACGCCCUUGGACGUCCGUCAGCGCCCCAUUUAUGGCAUAAAGGAAGAAAAUGUGGAUUUUCUGCCAAUGAACACCAUCGUAUUGCAAGAUUCAUCCAAAGGCACUGUUGCUGCCAUUGGUUCUGUGAAUGAUUCUGCUUCCAUGACUAAUAGCAUCCCAGAAAUCGACAACUCUGCUGAAGCAGAUGUGAAUAAAUCUGCAUCUAGCAAGACCUUGGUGCAACAUCUUGAAAACUCCUCGCCUGUUUCUGUGAACGAGGUUCUUUUACAUUCAUCUGUGAGCAGAGUGGUGGAGACUCAUGGGAGUAAUGUGAAGACUAUCACCAUUGAUGCAUCUCCACACAUUGUGACAACGUCCUCCUCCCACAUGCAGGCAGGAUCUCCUGCCAUGGUGAGUGGAGACAAGUCUGUGCUGAAGCGUCACCUGUCUGGUGGUUCCAGUAAUCCUAAUUUAAUUACCAAAGUGAUCAUCACUAGGAAUCCAUCCUCUAGUCAACCACAUGCUGUGCCCAUUCAGGUGACACAGCUGCCCAACAGCAUGGUGUCAUCAGCAGGCACUGUCAGCAUCAUCAGCCAGACUACAGGCAGUCAGACACCCACCAAAACUGUCACCAUUUCGUCUCAGGGAAUUGUGUCACCAGGCAAAGCUGUGAUAGCUACACUGCCUGGCUCACCUACAAAAGUGAAUAUCCCUGUGAACAAAAUGGCCAUUACACCAGCAAAGACCCCCACAAAAAUUACAAUGAUUCCAGUGUCGAUUGCAAAAUCUCCACAGCAAAGACUUGGUGUGUCUACUGGAACCUCUGGUAUUACUGUGGUGCCAAGAACUAGUUUAAGUGACCUUGCCAGCAGCAAUGCCUCUAGCACACCUUCCACCUCUAAACCAGCCACUAUCACCAUGUCACCCUCUAAAGUUAUCAUCAAGCAAGCACCAAAUAAGCAAGGUCACGUUAAAACACAGGCACAGAUUGCUCCUGCUGCACAGGGUCCCAUCACACUGCAGCUACCUGUGUCUGCAGCAGGCAGCUCCAUGCAACAGAUACAGGUGCCAGGCAGCAAAUUUCACUAUGUUCGUCUCGUAUCACCUUCUACCCACACAUCAGUCACUAAACCUCUUAAUACAAUUGCAAAGUUGAUACCAGCAACCAGACAGAUAGCACCUGCUACAUCUUCACAGCCUUCCAAUCAAGUUAAAAUCACACUACCAGUCUCACAGAAUUUGCAGUUGCAGUCUGCUAAGGCAGGAACUGUGGUGGGGAGUCAGACGAUGCAGCGCAUCAUCCUUCCUGCAGCUCCCAUGUCUAUGCAAGCAGUGACCACCAUUGCUACCACUACACCCACUCCAACCUCACUCACACCCAUCCGCCCCAACCUGCAUGCAGCAGGAACAUCCAACUUGACACAGCUGCCCCCAGGCACCACUCUCCUCACCCCAUCCACAACAAUUCCAGGGCUGCAAGGUUUUGCCCUUGUACCUGCACAGUAUGUGACACAGUUUCAGCAGCAACUGAAUAAGCAACAGGUCUCACAACCAGCCACUGUACAGCAACCACAACCACAGCCGCAGCAGCAGCAGCAGCAACAACAACAACAGCAACAGCAGAAUGCACAGCAUCAGAAGUCUGAAUAUGUGCCUAUUGCAAGCAAUGACCCAGCUAUAACCAACUACACUAUCCAGAGAAACAGUGUUAAUGGUACUAUGUUGGAAGCAACAGGGGCCAGACCACGUAAACCUUGUAACUGUACCAAGUCACAGUGUUUAAAGUUAUAUUGUGACUGCUUUGCAAAUGGAGAAUUCUGUCAUAACUGUAACUGCACAAACUGUGCCAACAACUUGGACCAUGAAGAAGAGAGAUCACGAGCCAUUAAAUCCUGCCUUGACCGCAAUCCUACAGCAUUCCACCCCAAAAUAGGUAAAGGAAAGGACAAUGAUGGAAAUAGACGUCAUAACAAAGGAUGCAACUGUAAGAGGUCUGGAUGUUUAAAAAAUUACUGCGAGUGCUAUGAGGCAAAGAUCAUGUGCUCCAGUUUUUGCAAAUGUAUUGGAUGCAAGAAUUUUGAAGAAAGCUCUGAACGUAAAACCCUAAUGCACCUGGCAGAUGCAGCUGAAGUGCGAGUUCAGCAGCAAACGGCUGCCAAAAGUAAACUGUCUUCCCAGAUCUCUGGCAUUCCUUCCAAACCGCCCGUAUCAUCUGCUAGUGGGGAGAGGUUGCCUUUCACGCUAAUCACAGCUGAUGUGGCAGAAGCAACAUCUGCUUGUCUGCUUGCACAGGCAGAAGAAGCUGAGCGCCUCAAGAUGCCCCCUGUAGUUCAGGAGCGCAUGGUCAUAGAAGAAUUUGGGCGUUGCCUCAUGCAAAUCAUCGAGUCUGCUAACAAGACAAGAGGUGACCAGACAUGAGGAAACUAUUUGCCAGAGAAAACUGGUAGCAUGAAACAGGUUCUGCUGUUUUUCUUGUGCUGGGCACUUGUCACUUUUCAUUAACAUGGUAAAGCAUUCAAAGGAGUAAGAGCUUGUAGUAAGAUUUCUUUGCAAGGUUGGUCUUGUGAUGGUGCUGCAAAGGAGCUUUCCUUUUCAGGCAACAUCUGUUUAAGAUGUUUUGUCAAGAAGAUUUUUUAUCUUUAAGGAAAGGAGACAAAGGAUCAGCUUCAGUUUGCAGGUUAGUCACUGAGAAGGAUAUUUCAAAUUUAGAUGAUAAGAGCAUGCAGAGGGGACAGUAAGUCAUCUUCAAGUCUGUUUUAUCCCUCUUCUUCAAGUGAUCGGCUUCAGUAGCUAAGAUCUUAAGCAGGAUCAGAUAUCAUUUAUCGUUAAUGGUGAGUCAGGACUGAAUAGCGUGAUAGGUUUUAAAUCAAGCCAUGUUUUUUAUAAAAGAAAAAGUGCUGUGACAAGGCAUCUGUAGGAAAAAAUGCCACUUUUUUUUGUUCAGACUUCCAGUUCGUGGUGUUAUUAAGAUGACUGUUGUACAAGUCAUUACAUCCAAGAAAAGAAUCCAAGAAAGUAGGUUUCACAGAAGUUCUUCAGCCACUUCAGAUUAUGUGGCAUGCAAAAGCAGCAUAUGUCAUGGUGGCUGAAACUUGAGACAAAUCACUGUGAAGUAGAGGCUCAAGGUACAUCAACAGCAAAUAAGCAGUGGCCAGGAAUGCAUUCAGCGUGCAGCACAGGUGACAAAGGUUCCUGCUCCCACUGGGGCCUGCUGAUUGUCCUUUGUGUGUUUCUGGCAGAUUCUGCAUGAAGGCAGCAAGGAGUCUGACACGCGUUCUGCCGUGCUAUGCCAUAUGAAGAAAGUGAUGGAGCAGGCACUUUAUGUUGUUACAGACCAGAUGAUGUUGGCAGGAUGAUAAAAUAAGGCAUAAAAAAACAGAUCCAUUCUGGGCAAUGAUGGACAGUUGUGAUUUUUAACUUUGCCUGUAUAUAUUGACAAAUGCCAUUUGCUAUAUUUACUGUGUAUAUGGGUAUAUCUGCUCUUCACUGAGUGGGAGCAAGAGAGCGGUCUUUGAAAUGUAUUAUAUUCAUAAUAUGCAUAGGGACAUUGUUAAUUAUUUCCAUUGGUGUCACUACCAACACAAUAAACUUUGCAAAUAACUUAACUGCUAUAUCCAGGCAGUGAGGGAAAAGAGGUGAUACACUAGUGAGUUGAAGAAAAAAGUGUGAAGAUUGACUUAUCUCUCUCCUCCUUCCCUCUUUUGUAUAUGAUAAUCUCCCUUCAAUCUAGAUUUCUUUUCUGAAGAAAUUUAGAUAUGGAUGUUGCAUCUCUUUCGGAAGUAUUACUAGAUGGUAAGAUCUUUGUAAAAAGAAAAUGUCAUAAAUCUCAGCUGCUUUUUCUGAAUUUAUAUUGUGGCUAUUGAUAUUCUUUCCAGUGAAUUAAAAAAAAUCGCUGUGUAUUUAUUUACACAGUACAUAGUAAAAGCAACUUAAAUAAGGUUUGCACAUAAGCAUCGAUUUAUAUUUAGAUCUAAAUCAAAUUCCUUUUGUUAUGUCCUUAUAUUAAAUUGAAAAUGACCAAUGUUUUGCUAAAAUCAGUUUUAAAUAGUUUUUAUUUUGCUGAAACUGCUACCUAUAACUAUAAUUAGACCAAGCCAUUAAAAAACUUUGUAAGUACAGUUCAUUUUAUUUCUGUAAUAGCCUUUGUUUAAUAUUGUCAAUAUGCAGCCUAAAUUGAUGCUGGUAUAAACCUUAAUGGAAUUCUAUAAAUUCUGAAAGGAAUUGGGUUCUGUGCAAUGAAAAUAUGAAAGAAAUGCCAUUCCUGGUAUGUAAUGUAUCUCUUUUAAGUACUUGAAAAUGUUUUAGAAAGAUUUUUGUUAUGGUAUUUAACUAUAAGCUGACUCCUCUUUUGGGGUGGUGGGGGGAAGGAAUCUAUCAAUGGUUUUGAUGGAAUAUAUAUAACUGAAAUGACAGAAAUGUUCAAUAGUUCUUAUAAGUGUGUUUUAUUUAUGCUGAACUGGUAUGCGCUGAUAACAUUGGUCUUCCAUUAAAUCCAGACUGCACCAGACGACAAGAGCUUACAACAGAAUGUCAAAAAUUGUACACAUUGCAUUUGACCAGCAGCAGUUCUUGUUUGCUGUGUAGUCCUUUACUUUUUAAGGUGUCUUGUGUCCUACAGAAAUCAUAGUGUGUCUAAGAGCAAAUUGAUCUUGGAUUAAAAACAGUGCAGUGGAAAUUGAGCUUAUAAAUUUCUUUAUGGGUCAUUCAUUGCUGCCAGUUAACACUGCUGCCUUUAUUGCAUACUUUUCCGUCAGAAAGUAAGUGGUUAUUUAAACCUAUUUAAAAGAUGUAAAAAAAAAUGUUUGAGAUGGUAGGAUACUUAAAGUGACCUUGCAAAACAAUAUAGUAUUUGAGUGGCUUUAAUUUGUUAGUAUUUGAAGAGAGCUGGAGUUCUUAUUAAAACUUUGUAAAAUCAAGGCUUGAUUCUUAUUGUCACCAGAUACCCUCUUUUGACAUAAGUCCUUAAAGAAACAUCUUUCGUAAACAUGGACUGUGUUAAAGAGAUUUUUUGUUGUUCGUAGCCCUCCUUAUUUCCAGUCCCCCUUUUACCCCAUAAUACCUCCAUAAUUAAUGCAGUGAGUUCCUUCAGUACAGCUCAGGAAUGAGAGCAAAACCUGUGAUGGUUUGAGAAGGAUGUGACAGAGAAAACAGGAAAAUGAACUGAUGUACUAACAUAGUGAGUUUGAGUUUUCUUGUUUUUUUUUUAAAUGCCGUACAUGGUGGUGUUGUUAGCUGUCUGAUUGCUGAGGGUAUACUACGACACUGGGCUUUAAGGAUGAGUACUUUGCUAUUAAGUGUGUGUAAAAGAAGCAUAUGAAAACCUGAAUUUGAUAAACAAUAAAACCACAGAUAGUAAUAGGGUAGAAAAAUGAAGGAAGUGAGACAAGAGUUCACAGGACACCCUUUGCAGCAUGAUUAUACAAGCAGCUGUGUAUGCAUACAACACGUUUGUAAUUCAUGCAUAUACAAUAAAUACUUGAAUGGUGCCUGUAUCAAACAUUCAUAGCGAGGCUCUUAUAGCUUGGUGGUCAGCAUGUUUGAUUUUGGAGCUAGACUGUGUAGCCUUUAACUGCAGUUUCAAGACCUUAAAUGGACUCAUUUCCUAGGAUCACCAUUUAAUACUAAGGGGUCAUAAGAAAUCUGCCUAAAAUGAAAGUUAUGCAAUCAGGUCUUUUAUUAUGGCCUUUUAUUAUUAAAAGUACAUACUGUUCGUGGUACAUACUAAAGACAAGUUUGAAAAAUAUCGCUAAAGUUUAUUAUCAAAUGAAUGCAUAUGUAUUUUAUGUAUGUACACAUGCUGUUUACUCAUAUGUAUAUUGUAUAAGAUACUUAUUUCUGCCCACAGUUAAGUUUGGUGCCAUAGAACUGGUGAUCAGUUAAUCUCAGAAACACUCUUAAUUAAAUUAUGACUUCCAGAAACACCAUUUUAAAUAAUGGUGGCUGUAGGAAUUUGUGCACAUGAUAUUCUGCAUAUUAAUAAAAUAGCCAACAUAAGUAUGUGUCAUGGUUGAUCUUCUGAUGGAAAAGAUAACUUUUGUGUCAAAACCUUUCAAGUAGGAACGUUUUGAGAAGAGUUGCUGUUAAUGGUUAUAGGGAUUUAAAUGAUGCUUGGUGAUGUUGUGACCUUAAAAUUGCUUCUUCUGAAGGAUUUUGUCAUAACAUGCUGUUGCUUGAGGAUGCUUCUGGAGAUUUUUUUUAAAGGAGUAGUCAGUGAGGCUUACACCGAUAGGCUAUAUCUUUGCAUUGGGCAUGUGCGUGCCGCAAAAGGGGUUGGGAUGUAGUAAAAAUGAAAUUGUCUACUUUUAUCACAGAAAGUAGUGUUACCUGUGAAUGGUACUUUGUUAAUGCAUGAAAGAAUUUGCAUGUGUGUGUGUGUUUGUGUAUUGUCAAAGAUAGAAAUUAAUUGAUGGAUUUUAUAUGUUAACAAUUUGUUAGCAAUGAUGAGCAUAAUGCUUUAGAUAAAGCAGUUGUCUUUAACUAUUUACAGUUGAUGUAUAUGAAAUUUACAUGGUGGCUGAGAAGAACCUUGAGCUGUAGAGAGUCCAAGUCUUUUCAUAUAAAGCAGUCCAUAUUUGUGCCAGUGUUCCUUGGGAGUGGAGUGCUUUUUGAUUGCUUGUCUGUCAGGAUGGUCAGCCCAGUGUCGAUGAACAAUAAAGUAUGCACAGUUAAAUGCAGAAAUUGGUGGCAGAUAAGUGUAUGUUGGAAAAUGAUGAAGUUGUGACUUAUGCCUAAAUGUGUUGAGAAAUUAGUAAGCCAGAUAAUGAUGAAUUUCUGAAUUGUUAAUUAGUGACCAGUUGAUCGUACUUCAUAAAGCACUUUUUAAGCAAUUGUUGUUAUGCAUUGUCUCCUUUUUUAUAGAGAUAGCUGUGAGCAAGACUGUCAGCAUAUGUGCAUGUAUGCAUGGAUGUACAGGAAUGUUUAAUGCUGUAACUGUUGAGUAAAAUUGUAUAUGUUCUGAUUGUUUAGAAUGAAUCACAAAUAUGAUAAAGUAAUACAUUGUUUGAUCGUAAUGGAAAGCAGCUACAUUUAAUGUCUUUUAAUGGUCAUUUGUCACUGUUUUAAAAGAAAUGUCAAGAUCUCUUUGUGGAUUUACAUGCAGAAGCUAUGCUGUUUGAUAAUACUGUACAUUUUGACACUAUAUUUUUCAUUUAAUAUCCACGCCAUCUCUUAGUGCAAUACUGUACACAGCAUGAGUGGUGUCAGUUAUCGUUCCAUUUUUAUUUCCCCAUCAUAGAUUUUGCAAUUUGUUUUCCGUAAGUUUAUGGCUGCUUAGGUAGAAUUAUUUUUUUUUUUUAGGGCAGUCUUAUAAACAUUCUAGGAGAGAUUUUAUCAAGAGUUUCAGAAUGUCUUGUCAAAUUUCGCAUGUUUUGGGCUACUUUUGUGGAGGAGAGGUAAGCUGUGGAUGGAGUAGGUAUGGAAAUACUAAGUAAUAUUCCAUAUGUGAUAUAAAUAGUAAUUUCAAACAGUUCUAUAUGAGGCUGACUUGUUUCAAAGUCAUAUUUUAAAGAUAUUUUUCAUGUAGACUGGUUGAACUUGUAGGAGAUUUGAUAAACUAAGAUAAAUGUAUCAUGUACUAGUUAGCUAAUAUACCUAUCAUUUUUCAUUAACACACCAAUUAGUCAUUAGCAUACAUACCAAUCUAUUGUAAAUCUUUAUAGCUCACUUGAACACAAAGUCUGAGAAAAAAAAAAGUCAUUGUUUUUUUUGGCUGCUGAGCCAAAAUCUGAACUGUAAAGAGUUAAAACUUAGUUGAAAGGAUGCAAAUAAGUGAAGCAAGGUUACAUAACAUCACUUAUUUAUGAAAUACUGUAUGCAAAAUUAUUAUAUUGUUGCAUUUAUUGUCCAAAGGGAUUAUUGCUAAAUGUGAAAACCCUCAAGGUCAGUACUGUGAAGUGAACCAGGUGGUAGGGCAGGUAGAAAAUAGUCACGUUUUUAGUUUUAGUGAGAAUUCUCUGAGAAGACUUUGUAUGUGUUAUCCUACACUGGUGUUGGUAAUAUACUUCUGAUGUUGUAACUUAAAAAUAGAGGAGAAGCUACAUAAUCCUGUUAAAAGUUAGACCUUGGUAAUGCACUAGUUGCUUUAUUCUCUCUCUUAUGUAUCUGUUGUUUUAAAUGCUAACAUCUGCUAACACAUAAUCUGUACUUCAUAUUUUUAGUACUGAGACAGUCUAUGCAGGUCAUAUAUGAAGAGAGUAGCAUUUGUAAUCAACUUUACAAUAACGCGAAUAAUCUUCAGUUAUUUAAACCAGGAGAAUGUUUCCUUUCUGUUUUACUCUCUUUGGUCCCCUCUUCUUCAUUCCUAGUCAUCAGCAAGCUUUGAGAAAGUGAAAGAGAGACACGACUCGUUCAUUUUGGAAAUGUUAUUUAGGAAAGAUGCGUUAAUGCUUAAUGUCCACUGAUUCCAUCCUACCUUCCCAGCCCUUAUUUAAAUGUAAUUUUUCAGUGGCAAGUGUUGGGUUUAUUCAAGGGGAAAACUAUUUGAGUGUAUUCCUUCCGUACAUGAACAAAGUCCAUGAAAUUAAGUGAUGGUUCCUCAUCAUCAACAUUCAUUUAACUAGUGCUAGCUGAUCACCUUUUCAGCCAGCCUGCUGGUUCUGGUGAUCAGAGGUACCUGGCUAAAUGUGAAAGGUACCUGACUUUGGUUGGUCUUUAGCAAGUGGUGAGCAAGUCCUGCAUGGAAUGUUCAGUCUGCUUCCUCAGAUUCAACAUCCAGUUUUUCCUUUGUCCACUUCACUGUCAAUGACCCUUCAAUGUGCCCAAAAGUCUUAGAGUGUUGUGCUGAGUGACAUGAUUGAACAAGACCAUUUCAUUGUUGCAAGAAGGAGUUUCUGAUGUUCCAGUGAGGAUGGCAUCUGCAGUCUGUAUUUUGGUCUUGCGUUUAAUAUAGCAGUUAACAGUAGUUUUCUUAAGGAUACCUGGAUUUUUUUACAGUAAGAGAGUAGAUUCCAGGUCUCACAACCAUGCAGCAAGAAAGGGCUGGCUGCGCAUCAGUGAAUGACAAAAGGUGCCUCCUGAAAUCUUCAGUGUGGCAAAAAAUAUUGCUGUGAUCACAGUUGGUAUGAGCCUAUGUCUUCCCACUUUGUUACAUCAGACUAGCAAUCAGGUUUAAGAGUAGCAAUUCAGUUAUUUGAUUUGUUGCAGUGUUUUCAAAUGAGUGUCUCAUCCAAAGAUGUAAGUAGAUUUUGGUGAAUGUGGAGGAUAUUUUAAAGUGUAGUUGGCUUAUUAAUGGGUGGGAACGUGGUGAAGGAAGAAAAAAAGCAAGUGGAAAUUUGUCUGUGUAUUUUGAUGAUUGUAUAAAGAGAAAUGAUAUUUUGGUAUCCAGCUAUACAUUUCGGAAAGCCAGUACUACCGACAAUCAGUUCCUUGACUGGUACCUGUAAUUAGGGGAGCGGGUGGAUAGACAUGGCAGCUGGCAGGGCCCACCACUCAUGGCUGUUUUGGGCGAUAGUGAGCAGGUCCUGCAGAGGAUGACCAAUCUAGUCUUUGACAUUCAUAAACCAGCUUUUCUUCAGGCCACUUUGGCGCCAACCACUUUUCACAGUAUCUUGAAGGACAGUCAUCGACAGGGUGUUGUUUCAUGUCACAUGGUCAAACCAGAUCAGCUUCUGUGGUUUGACUGUUGCAAGUUGAGGUUCCUGGUGUCCUACGAGUGUGGCAGCCAUGCUAAAGUUAUUGUUUCAUAUUUUUCAUAUGACAUCCUUAGCAGCCUCCUGAGGCACUUGCUCUCCAAUACCUAGAUUCUUCUCUCUGUAUCAGGAAACGGUGUCCAUGUUUCACAUUCAUAAAGCAUGUACUAUAAGGGACUCAAACAGAUUGUAGGAACCUGAUAUGGCUGCGUCACACCCUGGCCAUUGUCGCUGUUCCUGUUGCAACCCUGCUGUAGACAACUGUCAUGGAGGGUGGUUCCCAAGUACUUAAAGCUCCUUAAGCCUUCACUGUUCACGUAGAUCUCUGCUUAGCCAUUGCCAAUGACCGUGACUUUGCUUUUAUCAGUACUGGUUUCCAUUACAUAUUCGUUUGAACUGUUGGUUUACUGGUAAUAAUUUUGCAGUUAUCUGUUAGAGCCUGUUAACAGAUCUAUGUUGUCUGCAAAGCAUAGGCUGCAAAUUGGCCUUCCACCAAUGGAAAUGGAGUUUGGUGGCCAUGGAGGGUUUCACGCAUGAUGUUUCCAAGAUAAUAUUGAACAGCACAUACAUGCCUCCUGUUUGAAAGUAAAUUCCUAUCUGGUUAUUCAGCAGUACUGCCGAGACUGUUGAAAGCAUUUUUAAAGUCUAUAAAGUUGUGAUAGAAGUCCCACUGAUGUUGAGAGGCUUCUCUUUCAGCUGUGCUGCUGCCUGUCGAAAGCCAGCUUACUCUUCUGCUAGCAGUUCCUCAGUGGUGGUGCUGAUGCGGUUUUUUAUUAUUUUCAGCAUGACUUUGUUUAGGUGGCUAAUAAGGCUUGUGGUUCUGGCACUGUUUGCUGUUUCUUUUUAUGGAAAGGGUAUGACUAGUGACUGCAUCUAGACUUUUUGGUACAGAGCAGUUAGGGCCUUUGUAGUUUCUUCCCUACUAUGUUUGAGCAACUCAGCCAGUCAGCACUAGUCAACUUUCCUCCCUUCAGAUUACGUAUCGUUCUUUUGACCUCUUCCCAUAGGACUGGUAGGUCUUCGGGUUCGUUGGUUAUUUUGAAGGAUGUUAGCAUCUGUCUUCAGCUGAAAGUUGUACAGGUACAGGUCUUUGCAAUAUUCAGUCCCUUAGUUGAGAGCAGAAGUGCUUUCUCUGAAAAGGUGAUCAUUGCUGUCGUUAAUGAUGGAGAUCUUGUGUUAACCUGUCUCGGUGAGAGUCCUUAGUAGUUGGUAGGCCACUUAACUGUCACCCAUGCCAUUCCCUCUAUGGUCCUGCACUGGCUCUCAAUCUCGCUCCCUAGCUGCCUUCAUCCCUUUCUGGAUGGCACAAUUCACUUCUUUGUAUUUCGAAUCUGCUUUGGGUUUGCUUUUCCGUUUUCUCUUCAAGGCUCUCCUUUGGUCUCAGAUACCAUUCUCACCAAUACCAUACAUAACUGUGUUGUACUUUUCAGUCACAUUCAGAAGAUAAAUCAAAUGCAUUAAACAAAAUGUAGCAUCAAGUGGGUUACUCUUGAUUUGUUUUUAAUUUCCAGAAGUUAGCUGUGCUUGGUAUUUUGAUAAAGUCUGGAGUCACAGGCUAGUAAAGAAGGCAUCUUUAGAAAUGCAGCAGAAACAUCUGUUACACUUCUCUAACCCCUUUGAAGGGAUAACUUAGAUAAAUUUUGAGGGAUUGGGCAACUUGAGAAGCUAGAUACAUGAGGCAUAAUCCAUAGGUAAACAAAACUAAUACUAAAGCAACAACUCUUGCAAAUAUUUUGUCCAUGUUACUUGAAAAUCUGCCAGUAAUUCCUUUUAGGUUAGGGUUUAUAGUUUGAGACACAAAUUUUUCCUGCUCUUGCAUAUUGUAUUGGCAUAUACAACUUUGAUUUGUCUAUUGCUUUAACAUUGUAAUAAUCUGUGCAGUUUUCAUAGGUUAAUCAUUUGAGCAGCCAUGUGUUUUCUAUUCCUUGUUAUGUAUUUCUUUGAUAAGGAAUGGAAAUGGUUUACUCAUCUAUUUUGGUCAUCUCCACAUCGAUGGGCAUAUGUUACUUGAAGCUGCUUCUUGCUCUGUCUUCAUUCAUAGGUAAGCAGAUAUCAGUGACACUGGCACCUGUCUCAUUCUUUGGUCAUAGCCACACUGCUUAUAACAUGUGAUCUACUAAUGGUGCUUCUUAUCUUCCCUUUUCCUGGUCAUGUUUUGUGAGAUCUACGAGCACAGGUAGCUCAAGAGCAUCACCUUGAAGUGAAUGAGUCAGAAUUCUUCCACGUAAAAGACAAAGAUUUGCAGCUGUUCACAGGGGAAACUAUAUUGGAUGAUGGUCAUGCAGAAAGGUUCCAUUUUGUGCAGGCUGUUAAUAAUUGUUUUGCGUGCUACAUAUACAAUGGUGCCUCGGAAUGCUGGAUUGCAUUCUGAAGCUUGUGCCCUGCUGUACUUGUGUUUAUGUCCCACAUUAUCUGCUCAAAUUAUUUCUGUAUUUUAUGUAAAUGCUUAUUUCUUGUCACUCUCAGUCACCAGGAAUUUUGGAAAUAAAUAUUAAAUGCCUUUGUA